UUACAGUUACACACAACUCCGGAGACCAGAAAAACAACCAUUACCCUUCAGCUCCGGGAGGAUUCCCGCGUGUUUUCUAUGAAAGCGCGCGAGGAUAGCUUAGUCCUCGAGUCCUUUUUGCCGCCAGCUGCCUCCUGUUGGUCGAGAGUGACGUUACUCAACCUUCGCGAGCUAGUUCUAGCUAGGUGGCUAGCUGGGCAGGAUCACAACCUUGCCCUGUCCGCCGCCGCGCUGCGUGCCGCGGCGAGGGCUCCGGGGACGGCUUGUCUACACGCCCGUUGUCAUGGUGAAUGUUAGUGGGUGGAACACUGCUCCGUCCUCGGGGUGCAGCCCACGUAACUGACGCCGACUGUCCCGAGAACGAGGUGUCCCGGUGGGUCGACCGGCUGCUGAGGGGCGUGAGGCUGGAUGGAGCUAACGCACAGCUGUCGUCCGAGAUGCUGAGUUAGCAAAACGGCUAACUUUAGUUGCGUUCAAGUGCCUGUCAUUCUGCCAACGUGGGAUCAGAGAGGACGGUCACUGGUGAAUGAGACAUGUCCUGCGUGUGUCCGACAUUGAACGCCUCACCUGUGAGGGCUUCGCACAGGUCGGUCGUCAGAGUUUCCUCCCCCGCCACCUCGCAGUAGCUGGCUUCAGCCCCGAGCCUCCAGGAUGUUGGAGGGCCUCGUCGCCUGGGUGCUGAACACAUACCUGGGAAAAUAUGUCAGCAACCUGAACACAGACCAGCUGUCCAUCGCCCUGCUGAAAGGUGCGGUGGAGCUGGAGAACCUCCCUCUGAGGAAAGAUGCCCUCCAAGAGUUCGACCUGCCGUUUGAAGAACCUCAGAUGGGCACGGCCGGGCACUGGGGGUUCCCCCGGGCCAGGGGGCACAGGCCCAGAUACCCCAGUGCCCCCAAAUUCGGGGCCCAGGGCACCCCCGGGCCUUUUGCUUACCCCACCUCCAUGGGCCCCACGGUUCGGGCGGGGGGGGGCCCGGCCCGGGAGGCGGGGCCCCAAAAAGUAAGGUCCCCCGACCCCAAACCCGGCGCCACGCCCAAGUUUUCCGGGGAGGACAAGUCCUGGGGCCGGGGCUCGGCCAAGAACCCUUGGCGGAGCGUAAGGGGGACCCUGGACACCCCCAACACCCCGAUGUUUGGUGGGGGCCCGGGCCUGGGGGUGGCCGGGGGGUUCCCACCAACUCUAAAGGUGGGCGUGGGGGCCCCUACUUCCGGGGGCCCCGGGGUUCGGCCCCAACCCCACCGGGGCCCCUCCCCAAAGGUGCCCGACCGUCCAGGGCCCGGGGGGGGGGGGCGGGGGUGGAACCACCCUGGCAGAACCCCCCGGGCCGGACGCCCCUUUGGGGGUUUCCCCCAAGGGGAACCUCGUUUCCCCAAAGGGCGGCCCUUUCACGGAAACCCGGCCGCCUUCCCCCAGCAUGGGGGCCCUCGGCCGCCCCAGGGGCUGGGGCCCCCCGGGGGGAAGAAGUUCCCCUUGCUGUUCCUGGACCAGGGGCCCUUUCAUCAAGCUGGGGGCCGUUUGGGGGCCCUCCGGACCCCCCUCCAGAACCUGGAAAGGCCCCUCGGGGUGCCGGCUCGGGGAGGAAGCCCUGGGGCCGGGGGCCCGGGCCCGUGCGGGCGGGAGGAGGAAGGAGGGCGGGGACCCGUGCGGGCCCAUUUCCCCAAACAAAGAGCUGGGGUGGAGACCCCGCUAACCCCCUCCUCCCCCCAAGGUUUUCCCCCCAAGGGUCCCCCUUGGGGGGCCGGGAAGGGGUUUGGACCGCCAGGGCCUCCCUUUCCCCCGGAAACCCGGUCAACUUGUCCGGGGCCCCAAAGCCCGGUUUGGAAACCCCCCGGCCCUCCGGGGCCCCCCCCCAGCUGGGUGGGCCCUGCCCCCGGAAGGCCCCCCAGUUCGUUCCUCAAGGCCAAGGGGGCCCCCCAAAAGCUGGGAAGGGAUCACUUCCCUCCAAAACCUGGCGGCUCCUCCUCCCUCGGGCCCUGGACUUCCCCCAACCCUGGUGGGGGGGAAUUUCCCCAAAAGUUUUCCCAAAGGGAGAGGCCCCGGGGGCGCCUCCCCCUGGGGCCCAAGGAAGGGGGGCCGUCCCCCGGCCAAACGAGGGGUGGGGGCCCCCCAACCCUUCCCCCCCCAUGCCCCCCGGGCGGCCGCCAAAAAGGGUUGGUCCCAGGGUGCUGGCCCCCAAAGGGAACGGCCGGGGGCACCCGGCUGGUGGCCCCUUGGGCCCCCUCGCGGGGAGGACCCAGGAAGGCGGCCCCGCACCUUCGGGGGGAGGGGCCCCCGGGAAGCCCCUCCCCUUUGGAACCUUCCCGGGGGAAAGCGGGCCCCCUUCCUCGGCCCCUGGUUCCCCCCCGGGAAGCCCGGGCACCCGAGCUGCGGGGGGCCCCGGGCACUAAAACCAUCCCAAUUUGGGGCCGGCCGGCCCAAAGGGGAGGCCUUUCCCCCCAGGUGUUCCUGUGUAAGCCCGUGUAUGAACAGGUCCUCCAGACGUUGGACAACCUGACCCUGACCGAGGAGCAGCGCGUCACCCCCAGCCAGCCGCCCACCCCCCCUCCCCCCACGCCUUCCUCCACCCGGCCGCACCGCUUCCCCGACCCCCAGGGGGGGCUGUUUGCCCGGGACCCCCCCUACCUCAGCUUCUCCCACUCGUCCCUGUCGUCCCCGAUGCCUCUGCAGUCUCAGCCCGCGGCGCCCGCCUCCUUCACCCAGCUGAAGGUCACCUUGCACGUGGCGGAGGUGCAGGUGCAGCUGAGCGCCGACCUGACCCAGGGCUCCCAGGGCCUGGUCAGCCUGCGCUUCCAGGACCUGGAGGGCGACGUGACCCGAGACCACCCCCACCUGCUGGCCGUGCAGCUGGCGCUGCGCUCGCUGCUCAUGGAGGACCUCCUGGAGCAGAACCCCGAGUCCAAGUACAAACACCUGAUGGUGUCUCGCGGCGCCCCCAAGGCCUCCAGCUUCAGCCCCAAGGAGUACCUGUCCCAGAGCUGCCCCUCGGCCUCCAACGCCCUGUACCCCGACAUGCCGCGCUCGCUGCCCACGCACAUGGAGGAGGCCCAGAACGUGUUCCAGCUCUACCAGAGGCAUCCCAGCACGCCUUCGGCCGGCAGCCGCAAGUCCAAGAGGGACCCGGAGUGCCCCAGCACCCCGCCCCCCUCCCCCACCUACCAGACCCCGUCCCCCCAGCCGCCCCCGGACUUCGACGACUCCCUCGUGCACAUCAACGUCCUGCUGGUGGACCAGAACCACCCCGAGUUCCAGACGCGCUACGGCCGGGUGGGCCGCAGCGUGGACGUGGACUUCAACUGCCUGGACGUGCUGAUCACGCUGCAGACCUGGGUGGUCAUCCUGGACUUCUUCGGGAUCGGCUCCACGGCCAACAACCACGCCGUGAGGGCUCCCCCGAUGUCGCCGCCCACCGAGCCGGGGGGGCCGUCCUACGAGCCGGACCUCGGCGAGGAGGAGACCGCGCAGCCUGUCAACACCAAAGUGGACCUGAAGGUCCAUUCUUUGUCUCUGGUGCUGAACAAGAAGCUGAACGAGCUGGCCCGAGCCAGCGUGUCCAAGCUGUCUGCUCACGUGGAGAUGCUGGACGGAGACCUGGCUCUGCAAGGCAGUCUAGGCAGCCUGUCCCUGAGUGACCUGACCCCCCACGGUGACCUCUACAGGGAGCGCUUCACCACGCGGGGAGGGGAGGCGCUCAUAUUCAACAUCCACAAGUACGGCCAGCCGGACCCUCACCUGCAGCGCGAGUGCGACAUCAAGGUGUCCCUGCAGAUGGCCUCGGUGCAGUACGUGCACACGCAGCGCUUCCAGGCCGAGGUGGUGGCCUUCAUCCAGCACUUCACCCAGCUGCAGGACGUCCUGGGCAGGCAGAGGGCGGCCAUGGAGGGCCAGGCGGUGCGUGACCACCCCCAGCGGGCCUCCCGGGUCCUGCUGGACAUCGAGGCCGGCGCCCCUGUGAUCCUGGUCCCAGAGAGCUCUAGCUCCCCGCGGGUCAUCGUGGCCAACCUGGGCCAGCUGCGGGUCCAGAACCGCUUCCUGCUGGCCGGGGCCCCCGGGACCGUCUCCCUCCGGGACCAGGAGCGCGUCCAGAAGGCAGCGGAGAGGAGAAGUGAGCAGGAGAAGGCGAAGACCUCCACCUUCUCCACAGGCUUCAACCUCGGCAGGCCCCCGGUCCCCGACGCAUGGCGGGCCACCGGGGGGGAAGACGCUCCCGGUUCAGAGGAGCACGUGUGCCUGCUGGACUGCAUCGCUCUGGACCUGCAGGAGGUGGACAUCUUCGCUGCGGAGUGGCUGCCCUCUCAGCCCGGCGCCGGGCCUCCGGAGGCCUCGGACCUGGUCUUCCCUUCCUACUCUGUGCGCCGCACCGGAGACAACCUGCUGAAGGACUGCUGCCGCCUCCAGCUGAAGGUGGAGCGCAACCUGGACAAGGAGCUGAGCCACGCGGUGCCCGACAUGUCCAUCCACGGCAGCCUGUCGUCGGUGCACUGCUCUCUGGACCUGGAGCACUACCAGCUGAUCCGAGGUCUGCUGGAGAACAACCUGGGGGAGCCUGUGGAGGACUUCCUGAGACCCUACAACCUGCAGGACCCCAGCACCUACACGGUGCUCAGUGGAGACGUCUUCACCAGCUUGUCCUUCCUGGUGGACAUGAUGGACGUCAGUCUGGAGCUCCUGGACAGCCCCUCCCCCUCAGAGCCGCAGCGCUCUUUAGCAAGGUUUGACUUCAUGAAGUCCAAGCUGCUCUUCGAGAGCCUGUCCAACGGCUCCAGGGCCAUCAACCUGGUGUCCCACUCGCUGCUGGCCUACGACACCCGGAGCGCCGAGCCCGCCUCCAGGAGAGCCGCCGGGCCCAGGAGCAACGUCUUCAGCUGCAUCCUGCAGCCCUCCAAGACCGGCAGCAACCGGGCCUCGCUGCAGCUGGAGCUGCACUACAGGUCCACGCGCGACUCCUCCUGCUUCACCGUGGUCCUCAACAACCUGAGAGUCUUCCUCAUCUUCGACUGGAUUCAGCUGGUGCGAGACUUCCUGCGGACGACUUCUCCUCCGGCGUCCGCCGGCGCCGCCGAGCCUCGUGAGCGCCGGCCCGUCAACACCGGCGCCGACGCAGGAACCGGCACCGGGACCGGCGGCGCCGUCGGGGCCGUCAUGCCAAAGACGGUCAAGAGCGGCGUGGUCACCAAGAGGUCCACGGUGCCGGUCACCCAGGACCGCUGCCUGGAGGUCAAGAUCAACGUCACAGGCACAGAGUUCGUGGUGGUGGAGGACUCGUCUUGUCUGGAUACUCACGCCAUCAUCCUGAAAGGUACCAUGGUGCUCACCUAUAAGCCCCGCCUCCUGGACAGACCCUUCUCCGGCAGCCUGGCAGGGAUGGAGGUGUUCUCGUGCCGGCUGGGCAGCGAGCAGGAGACGGCGCUGUCCAUCAUCGACCCCGUGAACAUCCAGGUGGAGCUGUGUGGGAGCCCCACCUACCAGAGCAGCUCCGGGCUGCUGGACGCCUUCAACGUGGAGGACAUCCCCCCGCUGCUGGAGAUCCAGUUUCCUACUAUGGACAUCCGUCUGUCCUACAACGACAUCCAGCUCUUCUUGGCCAUCGCUAUGUCCAUCCCCACCUCCAACUCCAGCUCCACGCUGCCCUCUGGCUGUGACCCCGGUACUGCACCCAGCACUGAACCCCCUGCAGCCAAAGACAGCUUCAGGCAGAAGACCCAGGCCCUCAUAGAGGGCCAGCUGGGCCGGUUACAGGACCUGGGCUUCAGGAAGGAGGACUGCAGGAGGGCCCUGCUCCACUGUAAAGGCCAGCUGGACCAGGCCGCCACGUGGCUGCAGGAGAACGCUGAGAACAUGGCGGCCCACGCCAGGUCCAGGACCAGGACAGAGUCCGGCUCCAGCAGCCACUCGGCUCCUCUGUCUGGGGUGGAGGUGAAGGCCGAGAGCGUCUGCAUCUGCUUCAUCGACGACUGUCUGGACUGUGACAUCCCACUGGCGGAGCUCACCUUCUCCAGGCUGUGCGUGCUGCAGCGCAUCGGGUCCACUCAGGAGGGGAAGGCCAGCUUCACCCUGUCAGGAGACUUCUACAACCGAGAGCUGUCGGGCUGGGAGCCCUUCAUCGAGCCCUGGUCCUGCUCUCUCUCCUGGCAGCAACAAGCUGCCGGCCGUCUCCAUCCUCCUCGUUUGAAGAUGGGGAUCCGAGCCAAACAGAGACUGGACCUGAACAUCACGUCAGUCCUGCUGGGUGAGUACAACACCACUAAGAGCGCCUGGAUAGCGGACUACUGUAAGGAGGAGGAGCUCACCCCCCAGACUCCGCCCCCCCUGCCCUGGAUGGGGUCCUCAGUGGACCCCCCCAGCUUUGGCCCAGCCGACGUGAAGCGGUCCAAGAGGAGGCAGCCCUUUGUGCCCUACGCCCUGAGGAACCACACGGGCUGCACCCUGUGCUUCGCCACGCUCACCACCACCCCCACCAGGGUGGCACUGUCCCACAGCAGCAGUGCAGACUCCCUCUCAGAUGUCCACGGCCAGGGGACCGACGACACCCACAACGUCAGCCCGUGGAGGGAGGUGCUGCCCGGGGAGGAGAUCCCCUUCGAGUUCGAGGCCCGAGAGAAACUCCGACACCGACACACUCACGAGCUGAAGCUGCACCAGCUGCUGGUGCGUGUGUGCGGCUGGGAGCCGGUGAAGCCGGUGUCCGUGGACAAAGUGGGCGUGUUCUUCCGCUACGCGGCGCCGGACAGGAACAACUCGUCCAACACCGUCGGCAGCCCCAUCAGCAGAACCAACAUCAUCCACCCGCACGUCUACUUCUCGGCCCUGCCCCCGGUCAGGGUGGUGUUCUCCAUCACGAUGGAGGGCAGUGCCAGGAAGGUCAUCACGGUGCGCUCGGCCCUCAUGGUCAAGAACCGGCUGGACGUGCCGAUGGAGGUCCGGCUGGACAGCCCGUCUGCCCCCGACAAACCGGUGGUGCUGCCGCCCAUCCUUCCGGGCCAGGCCUUGGCGGUCCCGCUCCACCUGACGUCCUGGAGGCUGCAGGCUCGGCCCAAAGGCCUGGGCCUGUUCUUCUGCAAGGUUCCCAUCCACUGGACCAGCGUGGAGCGGCCCGGAGACAUCAGCAGCAGCAAGAGGGAGUGUCAGUCGGCCGACUUCGACGACAGCCUCAAGUGCAACUUCAGGUUCUGUGUGGUCAUCAAGAAGGAGAACUACCCGGACCAGCAGCCGGCCAAGGCGGUGUCGGGCAGCACCAAGCAGAUCUACCGGCAGCCGGGCCACACGGUGUACCUGCUGCCCACCGUGGUGCUGGCCAACCUGCUGCCCUGCGACCUCCACUACUACAUCAAGGGAACGUCCAUCAAAGGCGCCCUGAAGCCGGGGAAGGAGGCCGUGCUGCACGCCGCCGACACCUCGCAGAACAUGGAGCUCGGGGUUCUGCUGGAGAGCUUCCCUGUGUGCAAGGAGCUGCUGAUUCCACCCGGCACGCAGAACUACGUGGUGCGCAUGAGGCUGUACGACACCAACAAACACCUGCUGUGCCUCACCAUCCGCAUCGUCCUGAGAGCUCAGGGCGCCCUGAAGAUCCUGAUCUCGGCGCCCUACUGGCUCAUCAACAAGACGGGCCUGCCGCUCAUCUUCCGUCAGGACAACGGCAAAGCGGACGCCGCCGGCCAGUUCGAGGAGCACGAGUUGGCCCGGAGCCUCAGCCCGCUGCUGUUCUGCUACACGGACAAGGAGCAGCCCGCCAUGUGCACCAUGCGGAUCGGGAAAGGGAUCCACCCAGAAGGGGUUCCCGGCUGGUGCCAGGGCUUCUCCCUGGACGGGGGCAGUGGAGUCCGGGCCGUGAAGGUGAUCCAGCACGGGAACCGGCCCGGCCUCAUCUACAACAUAGGCAUCAGCGUGAGGAAAGGGAAAGGGCGCUACGUUGACACUCACAUCGUGACCUUCGCCCCGCGCUACCUGCUGGACAACCGCUCCUCACACCGGCUGGCCUUCGCUCAGAGGGAGUUUGCCAGAGGAAAGGGUACGGCUAACCCCGAGGGCUACAUUUCCACGCUGCCGGGCUCCAGCGUCGUCUUCCACUGGCCGCGCAACGACUACGACCAGCUGCUGUGUGUGCGCCGCAUGGACACACCCAACUGCACCUGGUCCGGGGGCUUCGAGGUCAACAAGCCCAAGUCCUUCCACGUCAACAUGAGGGACACCCUGGGGAGCUGCUUCUUCCUGCGGGCAGAGAUCACCCUGAAGGGGGCCACCUACCAGAUCUCCUUCUCCGACGCCGAGCAGCUGCCUUCGCCGCUCCGCGUGGACAACCUCUCUGAGGUGCCGAUCCAGUUCUGGCACCACGGCGUGGCCGACAUCCGGCUGCAGACGGAGGUGAAGGCCGGCUGCGUGCUGGACUACGCCUGCGACGAGCCCACGCUGCCCCCCUACCUCACGCUCACCGUGAAGGGCGCCGGCUCCUCGGAGGUCACGGCGGACAUGAACUUCUUCAGGGAAUACAACAAGCUCUACUACGAGAACUUCAUCUACAUCGCGGCCACGCACACCUUCUCCCCGAACGUGGAGACGAGACCGGCCGGGAAGAAGAGACCGGCGAGUCGAGCCGAGCUGGUUCUGGACGUGGACACCAAGACUCAGCGGGUCGUCCUGAAGAAGAAGGAGCCGGGGAAGCGGUCCCAGCUGUGGAGGAUGACCGGCACCGGCAUGCUGUGCCACGAGGGCUCGUCUCCCCCGCAGAGCAAGCCGGCUCAGCCCCGCCCCCUGGACUCGUCCCUGGUGCUGGACAUCGCCGGGCUGGCGGCCGUCAGCGACAACAGCUUCGAGCCGCUGAUGCUGAGGAGGCCGGACUCGCGGCGCAGCACCACCCAGACCUGGUACUUCUGCUCCGGCAUGCUGACCUGCGGGCUGCCCCGGCUGGUGGUGCAGGUGAAGGGCGGGGCGGCUGGCCUGUAUGACGGAGCGGAGGUGGUGCUGGGACCCGACUCGGGGCUGCAGGAGCCCGGCCCGGAGCAGCAGUUCAUCAACCAGAAGAUGAGACCUGGUUCUGGGGUUCUGUCGGUCCAGGUGCUGCCGGACGGACCCACGAGGGUCCUGCAGAUCAGUGACUUCAGCCAGAGGAGGAUGAUCCGCAGCUCGUCCUCCACGGAGCAGGAGAAGAGCAAAGAGGAGGUCCAGAAGAAGGAGCCGGAGCAGGAGCUGGAGCUGCUGGUGAGCCUGGAGGAGGGGGUGGGUGUGUCCCUGGUCAACAAAGCUCCCGAGGAGCUGGUGUUCACCACGCUGUCCGGCAUCGACGUCCACUUCACGCGCACAGCCGCCACCGAGGUCCUGGAGCUCAGCAUCCAGAACAUCCAGGUGGACAACCAGCUGCUGGGCUCCACCCAGCCGGUGAUGCUGUGCGUGACGCCCGGCUCCAGUGAGGGCGGGGCCAGCGACAGCGGGCCGGCCCUGCAGGUCAACUCAGUGAAGGUCCCCAGCAGCCUGAUGCUGACCGACCUGUUCAAGCACCUCAUGGUGACGGCGCGGCGCUUCACGGUGAUCCUCGAGGAGAAGCUGCUGCUCAAGCUGCUCAGCUUCUUCGGCUACGGGCAGACGGAAGCCGAGCUGGAGAAGCUGGACGAGAACAUCUACGAGAGGCCCGGCGAGGACGCCGGCGCCCCCAAACGGUUCUACUUUGAGAACCUGAAGAUCAGCCUCCCGCAGGUCAAGCUGAGCGUCUUCACCUCCCACAAGCUGCCCGCCGACCUCAAGGCCCUGAAGGGGACUCUGGGCUUCCCUCUGGUGCGCUUUGAGGACGCGGUCAUCAACAUGUACCCGUUCACCAGAGUGCACCCCUACGAGACGCAGGAGAUCCUCCUCAACGACAUCCUCAAGCACUUCAGGGAGGAGCUGAUCAGCCAGGCGGCUCAGAUUCUGGGCUCCGUGGACUUCCUGGGGAACCCCAUGGGCCUAGUGAACGACGUCACCGAGGGCGUGUCGGAGCUCAUCAAGUACGGCAACGUGGGCGGCCUCAUCCGCAACGUCACCCACGGGGUCUCCAACUCCGCCGCCAAGUUUGCAGGGACCCUGUCGGACGGCCUGGGGAAGACUAUGGACAACCGGCACCAGAGUGAGCGCGAGUACAUCCGGUACCACGGCGCCACCAGCGGAGAGCACCUGGUGGCGGGGAUCCAUGGCCUGGCCCACGGUAUCAUCGGCGGCAUGACGAGCAUCAUCACGUCCACGGUGGAGGGCGUGAAGACGGAGGGCGGAGUCAGCGGCUUCUUCUCCGGCCUGGGGAAAGGUCUGGUGGGCACCGUCACCAAGCCGGUGGCCGGGGCGCUGGACUUCGCCUCUGAGACGGCGCAGACGGUCCGGGACAUGGCUAGUCUCAGCAACCACCGGCUCGGCGUGCAGCGCGUCAGGAAGCCACGCUGCUGUAAGGGUCCUCAGGGUCUGCUGCCGCGCCACUCGUCCACGCAGGCCGACGGCCAGGAGCAGCUGUUCCGCCUCACCGACAACAUCCACUCCGAGUUCUUCAUUGCCGUGGAGCCCAUCGACAGCUACUGCGUGCUCAUCUCCUCCAAGGUGGUCUACUUCCUGAGGCCGGGGGACUACGUGGACCGCGAGGCCAUCUUCCUGGAGGUCAAGUACGACGACCUCUACCACUGCCUGGUCUCUAAGGAUCAUGGGAAGGUUUAUGUGCAGCUCACCAAGAAGGCUGAGGGCACCAGCAGCGGCGUGGCCAUGCCGGGCCCCUCCCACCAGAAACCCAUGGUCCACGUGAAGACCGAGAACCUGGCCAUCAAAAUCUCUCAGGAGAUCAACUACGCCAAGAGUCUGUACUACGAGCAGCAGCUGAUGCUGCCGGCCAGCGAGGACGAGGACGGCCUGCUGCUGGAGUCCUGACCCCGUGACCUCUAGGACCUGAGGCUGGAGUCCUGACCCCGUGACCUCUAGGACCUGAGGCUGGAGUCCUGACCCCGUGACCUCUAGGACCUGAGGCUGGAGUCCUGACCCCGUGACCUUUAGGACCUGAGGCUGGAGUCCUGACCCCGUGACCUCUAGGACCUGAGGCUGGAGUCCUGACCCUGUGACCUCUAGGACCUGAGGCUGGAGUCAUGAUACCGUGACCUCUAGGACCUGAGGCUGGAGUCCUGACCCCGUGACCUCUAGGACCUGAGGCUGGAGUCCUGACCCCGUGACCUCUAGGACCUGAGGCUGGAGUCCUGACCCCGUGACCUCUAGGACCUGAGGCUGGAGUCAUGAUACCGUGACCUCUAGGACCUGAGGCUGGAGUCCUGACCCUGUGACCUCUAGGACCUGAGGCUGGAGUCCUGACCCCGUGACCUCUAGGACCUGAGGCUGGAGUCCUGACCCCGUGACCUCUAGGACCUGAGGCUGGAGUCCUGACCCCGUGACCUCUAGGACCUGAGGCUGGAGUCAUGAUACCGUGACCUCUAGGACCUGAGGCUGGAGUCCUGACCCUGUGACCUCUAGGACCUGAGGCUGGAGUCAUGACACCAUGACCUCUAGGACCUGAGGCUGGAGUCCUGACCCUGUGACCUCUAGGACCUGAGGCUGGAGUCCUGACCCCGUGACCUCUAGGACCUGAGGCUGGAGUCCUGACCCCGUGACCUCUAGGACCUGAGGCUGGAGUCCUGACCCCUGAAGGACCCCAGUCCCUUUCGUGAUGUCCGUAGAGUUUUAACGUGUGUGGCAGUGAGGGGACGGUGACCUUUGCUCUUUAGUCCCGUGACGAAGCACCUUAUGCACCGACAUGAACCCAUGUGCAAGGCAGUGUCUGUGUCGAGUGCUGCUGUGUGUAGAUAGAGCUGCAUGUGUUCAUGAUGAAGAGCACUGCCUUCUCUCUGUUUUGUGUGGGGGGGAAUUGCACUGACACAGGAAGGGGAGGGGCCUUGUGGCUCCGCCCCUCGCCCUGAAGCCUUUUACAAUCACGCCUCCAGCGCCGCACUUUUAUUUGACGAAUCCUUUUUUAACGAGCUUCUUUCUCCCCGGAGUUCUCCUGACCGCUGCGUGACCUGGACCUGGUUGUGGGUUUGAUUUGGUGUCGGAAGAGGACCGGGUCUGGGGGUCUGGGGGUCUGGAGCUCUGGGGGUCUGGAGCUCUGGACCUCUGGGGGUCUGGAGCUCUGGGCCGAGGUGGUGGACGGUGGAUAUGUGAUCCUGUAAAAUGACCUUCAGGUGGACGCUGCUUCAAAUAAAGCAUCACGACUGCAA
This is a messenger RNA of Pseudoliparis swirei, 12200 nucleotides long. It is a transcript of the gene vps13d, whose product is annotated as vacuolar protein sorting 13 homolog D. Gene Ontology annotation, cellular component: extrinsic component of membrane. Gene Ontology annotation, biological process: protein retention in Golgi apparatus; mitochondrion organization; protein targeting to vacuole. The coding region runs from base 652 to 10869 and encodes 3405 amino acids. Lineage: Eukaryota; Metazoa; Chordata; Actinopteri; Perciformes; Liparidae. Gene Ontology annotation, molecular function: protein binding. The record is from RefSeq and is a predicted model, not a curated record. The transcript has 56 exons.